This is a messenger RNA of Cyphellophora europaea CBS 101466, 2043 nucleotides long. RefSeq lists its product as uncharacterized. The record is from RefSeq and is a predicted model, not a curated record. NCBI's taxonomy places the organism in Eukaryota, Fungi, Ascomycota, Eurotiomycetes, Chaetothyriales, Cyphellophoraceae. The coding region runs from base 1 to 2043 and encodes 680 amino acids. The transcript has a single exon.
AUGUCUGAGACCUCUACUGAUAUCCUGGGCGUACUUGUGUCGGAGGGCUAUGGCAUCUUCACACAAGUUACCUCCAUCCUCGAUAGCUUGACACAAAGCUCAUUAACUCCGACCUCGACAAGCGCCUUCGCGUCUUUAUCAAGCUCUGUAUCCUCCGAUGCCUCUUCGGCUACACCAGCUUCCUCCACCUCCACAUCAAGCACGCCCAAUACUUCUGAACCAUCGGUAGCCGCUGCAUCUACCGCAGCUUCACCUACUGCAGCGGCUACAUCGAGCACUCCUUCAAGUGCGAAUGCAGCUGGAGGCGGUCAUAGCAACAAGAUGGCAAUCAUUCUCGGCACAGUGUUGGGAGCUUUAGCACUUGGCCUUCUCAUCCUUGCCAUCUUGCUAUGUUGUCGCCGAAGACGUCGGCGGAGCCGAAAUGGGUCUGUCCGCCACAGCGCUCUUCUUCCGGCUGACGAUGAAGUCAACGGAUGGAGGCAGCCACAAUUCAAGGAGGGAAGAAGUUAUGAGUCUAGCAAGGAAUUGACUGAAGGUGGAGCCCCGCUCAUGACGGAGCACCCGGCCUACCGAAACAGUCACGAGAAUCCUUUUGUGCCGGUUCCACCCCCGCCGAGAAGGAGUGCUCCCAAUUCCAGAGCCGGCCUGACGGACGGGAACGUUCCUGGAGAUGCUCCUUAUCUUAUGGAAAAGGGCACCGGCAGGCCCAUCGGCUUGAACGAGAGUAGGUCACGAAGCAGAUCGGGUCAUGGUAAAGCCCUCGCCAUGGGAGCCGGAGGUGCCGCUUUUGGCGCAGCCGCAUUGCACCAUCACAACAAGAAGCGCAACUCUGCUGGUGACGACUCACCUAAGCAUACCAUCAAUCGGAAGCCUGUUCCAGUCAACACUAUCAGCGGCGGCGAAGCCUGGCCUUAUGCAUAUCCUCCACCAAUUCACAACCCGGAGUUUGGAGGAGCUGCUGGCGUAGGCACACCUUCGCGGCAAAGUUUGGAAUCCGGUCGCGGCCGUCCAGGACGUGAUCCCGCUCGUGCCAACGCGGCUUUCAAUAACGAAUAUCGCAACUCCUCAGGCGACCGACAUCCUGUUGCUGCCAAAACAGCCGCGGCCCUCGGAGCCGGCGCUCUCGGCGGAGCAGCCCUUGCCCACCACCGCGACAAGAAUCGUGAAGACUCUGACUCCAGUCGCAUGUCACAUGAUGCUACCCUCGUCGCUGCAGGCCGGCAAGCCUCUGACACCAGCUCUGACUCCAACAACCACCGGUAUUCUGAUGCAAUGGCCCGUCAACAACCGGGCAUUCACGAGCUCCCUUCCAACAUCCCACCAACGCCUCCUGUCCGCGAACACCGCAAUUCGGCCUUCGGUGCCGCUGCUCCUCCGGCCGCAGUCGGCAGUUACUUCACACCAGACCGUCAGAGCGGAUCGUCGCACUCUCGCUCACGUUCACGCUCACGUUCGCAUUCGCAGUCAUCGAGCCGGCCAGUGUCCUUCCCAGAAAACCCUGAUGAUUACCACUACAAGAGAGAGUCACAUCCACCAAUUCCAUCUCGCUCACCUGCCCGGCAGUCUUUCGUUCCUUCUGUUGGCGCCUCGUCGGAUUAUGGAGAUAUUCCUGUAACGUACAAUCCCAGCUCGCCACCAUAUGAGAGAAGGAGCCUCGUGGGCGAUAAUGGCUACCCGCAUAUGGGCGUACCACGGCGAAAGUCAACUGCUGCGUACGAAUAUGAUCAUGAUGACGAAGACUUGAGCCCACCGGCCGUACCGAAACCAUUGGGUGGCAGUGACGAGAGCAGGCAACCGAGCGAUGACAGCACAUGGAGGCUGAGCAUGGGUAUGCCUGGUGGUUGGCAACGAGCGGGCAUGGAGCAAACGCCGCGGGAGAGCAUGGAUGGGUGGGUAAGCCCCGUGAGUCCCGUGGGUACUGGCUGGGAAGCAGAUCGGAAGAGUGGAGGUAGCGGAAUGGGAAUAGGAAGAUUGAGGAGGCCAAUGGUGGAAAAUCACGGCUACGAGAGCCACGCCAGCAAUGGAGUGGGGAGAGCGCUGUAA